Talaromyces proteolyticus is the source of this 1347-nucleotide messenger RNA. RefSeq lists its product as uncharacterized. Lineage: Eukaryota; Fungi; Ascomycota; Eurotiomycetes; Eurotiales; Trichocomaceae. Gene Ontology annotation, molecular function: phosphoric diester hydrolase activity. Gene Ontology annotation, biological process: lipid metabolic process. Bases 1 to 1347 code for a protein of 448 amino acids. The record is from RefSeq and is a predicted model, not a curated record. The transcript has 2 exons.
AUGGCGAUGACAUUACGAGAAAUCGUGCUAUGCGCGAUGCUAAUCUUUGUCAUUGGCGUCUCAGUGCUUAACCAAACACUAUCAUCAACAUCUAGCAUCUCCCAAAUCUUGCAGCCAGCCCAACAUAAUCCCCAAUCAUCAAUACCACUCUCAUCACCUUCCUCAACAACCCCCUCAUCAUCCACCCUUCAGAAAAGCCAAGAUAAAACCCUCCGCCUGAACCAUCUCCAAGUAAUAGGCACCCACAACAGCUACCAUCGCGAAGUAUCACUUCCCGAACGCGUAAUAUUCCCUUCGCUGAUGGCCAACGUCGACCCCGACGUUGAGAACUACUACUACUCCCACGCCUCUGUCACAGAUCAACUCGAGCAUCAGCGCGUCCGCAGCUUUGAAUUUGACAUAUACGUCGAUACCAAAGGCGGCUUAUACUCCGACCCGCUGAUCCGGCAGCGCGCAAACAUGUCCGAGACGGACAAACUGCAUUACGCCUUACCGCAGGCCGUUAUGAAAGAGCCCGGUGUUAAAGUACUGCACAUUGCCGAUGCAGACGUGGGCACCAUCUGCCACACACUCGUGGAAUGCCUAGGCCAAGUAAAAGCAUGGUCCAAGAGCAAGAACAAACAGCACGUGCCGAUCCCGAUCCUGCUCGAAUUCAAAAUGACCGAAGCGGGCAUUGAGCAGGCAGGCGGCGUGCGGGCUGAGAAAUGGACGGUUGAAGCUCUCGACCGCGUGGAUGCGGAAAUCCGCUCUGUUUUCGCAGACGACGAACUCAUCACGCCAGACGACAUACGCAAGCGCGCGCAGGACGCAACUGGACGAAAGGAUCUGACGCUUGAAGAAGCGGUGCUACUUGCAUCUACCAGGGAUGGCGGAGGGUGGCCGACCUUGUCGGCUUCGCGCGGAAAGGUGUUUUUCGUGAUGGACAACGAGCCCACGCAUCCCAUCCAAAUUCGAGAGCCGUAUCGAAGCGGCGGACGGGAGAAUCUCGAGGGACGGGUAAUAUUCACGAAUUCGGUGCCGGGCGAGCCCGACGCGGCGUUUAUCAAGCGAAACGAUCCGCUGACGGGCGAGAAUAUGCGUCAGAUUCGGGAGCUCGUGGCGAUGGGGUAUUUCAUUCGGACGCGAGCCGAUGAGCCAAUUCAAGUGCUUCUGCGGAAUGAAACAGGCAUGCGAGAUGCGGCGCUGGCGAGUGGCGCGCAUAUUGUUAGUACGGAUUGGCCGGGGGUGGGCAUGGGCGCGAGGUAUAAUAGUGACUAUGUUGUCAUGUUGCCUGGAGCAAGGGCAGCGAGAUGCAAUCCUGUGAAUGCCCCUGCGGAUUGUGAUGAUGAUAUUCUAGAAGACCUUUGA